AUGGAUGAAGGCGAGAAAAAUACAAGAUAUUAUCACACUUAUGCUACAGCCAAGAAGAAGAGCAAUCAUAUUCUGCAAAUUACUUGGGAGGAUGGAUCGUUGGUUUCAGAUCAUGAAGAUAUCCAUAAGAUUAUGGAGAAUUUUUUCAGAAAUAAGUGGUGCAAGCGCAGCUGUGAUUUGAAAAAUUGGCCAAAUUUCAAAAGUUAUGAUGGCAUUCAGGUUAAAAUGAGGAAAAUUCUGGAAGCUGAAUUCACUAUAGAAGAAUUGAAGAUAACACUCAAUAAUAUGGGCAAUAACAAAUCUCUUGGAGCUGACGGUGCAAAUGCCUAUUUUUUCAAAAAUUAUUGGAGCAUUGUGGAGAGAGCAACAUGGAAUGCUGUUAAUAAUUUUUUCAAAAUAGGGGAAAUACCAGAGCAAUGGAAGGAAACGGUGGUUGUGCUGAUUCCGAAAAUACAGAAUGCUAUGGAGUGUUCCAAAUUCAGGCCAAUUUUCCAAUGCCAAACGAUUUACAAGAUGGUUGCUGGUAUGAUUCUCAAUAGAUUUAAAAAUUGCCUUCCGGGAGUCAUUUCUGAAUUCCAGGGUGCGUUUGUACCAAGCAGGAAUAUUUCGGACAAUUAA
This is a messenger RNA of Dendrobium catenatum, 618 nucleotides long. RefSeq lists its product as uncharacterized. NCBI's taxonomy places the organism in Eukaryota, Viridiplantae, Streptophyta, Magnoliopsida, Asparagales, Orchidaceae. Bases 1 to 618 code for a protein of 205 amino acids. The transcript has a single exon. The record is from RefSeq and is a predicted model, not a curated record.